AUGGCUUCUCUCUCCCGGCUCUGGAGUCGCUGUGCGGCGCGUUCUUUUGCCUCGGUUUCCUCUUCUUCACCGCCGGUGAACACAGGCUCAGUGGGCCCAUAUCAAGUUUUUGAUCGGCACGCUAAAACCCUACAAAGAGACCGCGCCGCAACGCGCGAUGGCGGGGAGCGGAGCAGGACGGUAGAUUAUCUUCGGGAUGAGGUCGCGAGUCGCAUGAUGGAGAGGUUGCUGGACAUUAAACGACAGUUCAAUACUAUACUGGACCUUGGCUCAGGUCCCGGCCACUUUACAAAGCUGAUUGGAAAGGACCGCGCGCAGAAAGUCGUGAUGCUAGAUUCGAGUGAGACACUCCUGCACCGAGACCCUGCGUCUACCUUCGAAGUCGAAGUAGAACGAAUAUGCGCCGAUGAGGAACAACUGCUUGAUGUUGUAGGCCGCAACUCACAGGAAGCCGUCACUUCUUGUUUGAGCCUUCACUGGGUAAAUGACUUGCCUGGUAUAUUGAUCCAAAUCCGAGAAUCUCUCCAACCCGACGGGCUGUUCCUGGGAGCCAUGUUAGGCGGUGACACACUUUUCGAACUAAGAACAUCCUUGCAACUAGCCGAAGUUGAGCGUGAAGGCGGAAUCUCUCCACACGUCUCGCCGAUGACGGAUACGCGGGACAUGACGAAUCUCCUAGGUCGCGCGGGGUUCACGCUUCUCACCGUGGACACGGACGAAGUGAAGGUGGGGUACCCAAGUAUCUGGGAGCUCAUGGAAGAUCUGCAAGAUAUGGGUGAAAGUAAUGCUAUUUUUGGACGCCGACCGCUGAUCCAUCGGGAUACACUGACUGCCGCAUCAGCUAUCUACAAAGCCCUCCAUGGAAACAAAGACGGUUCGAUUCCAGCGACUUUCCAGAUCAUUUACAUGAUUGGAUGGAAACCAUCACCUACGCAGCCUAAACCCUUGGAGAGAGGGUCAGGCAAGGUUAACUUGAAGGAAGUGUUGUAG
Molecule: messenger RNA, 990 nt
Organism: Pleurotus ostreatus (oyster mushroom)
Lineage: Eukaryota; Fungi; Basidiomycota; Agaricomycetes; Agaricales; Pleurotaceae
Exons: 9
Coding region: 1-990 (329 amino acids)
Biological process (GO): mitochondrial respiratory chain complex I assembly
Cellular component (GO): mitochondrion
Source: RefSeq, a predicted model, not a curated record